GAGAAAUACUUCCCUAGACUAGAGGAAUGCACCAAGGAUUGUAAGAUAUUAUCGCUUGGAAGGAAAGGGCACUACUCCCAUGAAUGCCCCGAAAAUGCAUCACUAGUACCACAAUCAGAAAAAGAGGGUGACAUGGAUGCUUACAUUGCGGGAGACACUAUACCCACUAGAAGAGAAAGACCUAAGUGUAAGCAGAAGAGUAGCUUGGAUGGAUUGAAUCAUAUACCCAAGAUUAGGAGAGCUGUUAAUUCAACACUGGAAAAGAUGGAUAUAAGUGACAAAAAUCAAGACACAUGCGAUGAAUUCGAGUAUGAAAGUGAAGAAUUAGAAGAAAAGGAAGAGUAUUAUACAGAAGAACGGUCAGAUAGAGAACUGUAUGAAAACCCAUGGGAAAACAUGCAGAGUCUGGCAAUAUAUAUGACAACUCUUGAGAAGAUACCUACUUGUGAUGAAGACCAUGACAAAUGUCGAAAUGACGAAGGAACCCCAAAGCAAAACAUUGACAUCCGCUUAAUAAAGGAAGAACAGGAAGAAGCCACAAAAUUUUUUGAAAAAGAAAAGAAUCUUUUUGCAAAGGAUAUCAUGAACAGGGAAGCACAUACACCAAUAACCCCAGAUAACGAUAUUCUUGAUGAUAUUAUUUUAAAACGAUUGUUUGACCUUAUUAACGUUGUUUCCCAAGAACAAAAUAAUACCAUCAUGCAGAUGGAACAAGUGCAACAGCGAAACAAGACAUGA
Molecule: messenger RNA, 738 nt
Organism: Acaulospora morrowiae
Lineage: Eukaryota; Fungi; Glomeromycota; Glomeromycetes; Diversisporales; Acaulosporaceae
Source: the annotation of a GenBank genome assembly